Balearica regulorum gibbericeps (East African grey crowned-crane) is the source of this 1586-nucleotide messenger RNA. RefSeq names its product cytohesin 4 (gene CYTH4). Gene Ontology annotation, biological process: regulation of ARF protein signal transduction. NCBI's taxonomy places the organism in Eukaryota, Metazoa, Chordata, Aves, Gruiformes, Gruidae. The record is from RefSeq and is a predicted model, not a curated record. Gene Ontology annotation, molecular function: guanyl-nucleotide exchange factor activity.
GAAGCAUCUGCAGAAGCAGAAGGCAAAGAGUAACAACAAUUUUGUUGAAAAUACAUUGCUCUCUUCAGGAUGGACUUUUGUCCUGCUGAGUCAACUGACUUGAGUGAGGCUGAAGAGGCUGAAAUACAGACAGUCAGGCAGCACAGACAGAAGCUUUUGGAAGACAUUAAGAAGCUGAAGAAAGAGAUUGCUGAGGUGUUUGCAGAGAUUGAGUGCUUCCAAAAUGCAGAGGAGAGGCAAGAGGCAGACAGUAAUCCUGGGGAGCAGACCAGCAAACUAUCACAGAGGGAUAAACUUCUGUCCCUGGGUCGGAAGAAAUUCAACAUGGACCCUGCAAAGGGGAUCCAGUACCUGAUUGAGCAUGAGGUAUUGUCCUCAGACCUGCAGGAGAUCGCCAAAUUCCUCCACAAGGGUGAAGGCCUGAACAAGACAGCCAUUGGGGAUUACCUGGGUGGGAGGGAUGCCACAAACAUUCAGAUCCUCCAAGCCUUUGUGGAAUGUCACCAGUUUGCCAACCUCAACCUGGUGCAGGCACUGAGACAGUUCCUGUGGAGCUUCCGGCUGCCUGGGGAAGCACAGAAGAUUGACCGGAUGAUGGAGGCCUUUGCCAACUGGUACUGCAAGUGUAACCCAGGAGUAUUCCAGUCCACAGAUACCUGCUAUAUACUCUCCUUCUCUAUCAUCAUGCUUAACACCAGCCUGCACAACCCCAAUGUGAAAGACAAGCCCCCCUUUGAAAGGUUUGUGUCCAUCAACAGAGGCAUCGACAAUGGAGGGGACCUGCCAGAAGAGCUCUUAAAGAAUCUGUUUGAGAGCAUCAAGAACGAGCCAUUCUCCAUACCAGAGGAUGAUGGGAACGACCUCACACAUACUUUCUUCAACCCUAACCGGGAGGGCUGGCUCCUAAAACUAGGAGGACGUGUGAAAACCUGGAAACGCCGCUGGUUCAUUCUGACCGAUAACUGCCUGUACUACUUUGAAUAUACCACGGACAAAGAGCCUCUGGGCAUUAUCCCCCUAGAGAACCUCUCAGUCCGGAAGGUGGAUGAUCCCAAAAAGCCAAACUGCUUUGAGCUCUUCAAUCCCAACUGCAAAGGGCAGAAGAUCAAAGCCUGCAAAACAGAUGGGGAUGGGAAGGUGGUUGAAGGCAAGCAUCAGUCCUACAAGAUCUCAGCAGCCACACCAGCAGAACGUGACGAGUGGAUUGAGGCAAUACGGACCAGCAUCACACAGGAUCCUUUCUAUGAUCUGGUCUCUGCCCGUAAGAAAAAGAUUGCCAGCAAAAACUGAUCCCUGACCUGGUCACCAGCAGCAGGAAGAUGUAGCUGUUGGACAGCUUCUCUCCCAUGCCGGGCUCUUCCAGUGAAGAAAUUUGGGAGCAUUGCGUCCCUCUGCCUCUCACUUGGCAGGAAGAUGACUAACAGGACAACUUGCCAGAUUUGCUUCUUUCCUUUCCAAACUGAAGGCAGAGGCACAGGGUGCAAUCCACUGAGGACUGUCAGAACCGUGGACGUAGCAUUUUCCAUGUCCAAAUGUGGAGGCUCAACAGCAGCUAGCCUUUAGGUUCUCCCAGAUAGCCCUAGGCA